UCAGUAUACUUUUAACAAGUUAGAAAACAUCGCAAUAAAUUUUGCCUUUGCAAUUAAGCAUCAUUUCAAAAUGGACACAAGGAUUGGUUUGCUGUUUUUGUUCACGAUUUCAUCAUGCAUCGCUCUGGAAUGCUCCACCUGUACGCACGUCGCAAUCGAAUACACCAACAUGCCGGCCAGUAUCGAAGGUCCACUAAAUGCUCAGAUGUCGACCCUGAAUUCUUUAAGGAACGAGCAAUGUGUUAGCAAUUCAGCCCCGACAGAGACUUGUGAAGUGGCUGGUCCAGGUUUCAAUGACACCUGUACUAGCUUAACAUUUACCAUGACGUGUAUGGGGUUCCAAACCGCUGAUUUGGCGAAUGCCGGGAUGACGAUUGAAAUAGUGGACCGGGAGUGUAGCGCGUCGCCGGAAGGCACCGAGGACACAUGCCGCAAACUGAAUACACUUGGAGGCGCCGAGAGUCAAGCCGCCAUCUUACUAGCACUCCAGUCACUUACCACACAAUUUGAUUCCGUCAAAUAUAAUGGCGAGUACUGCACCUCAACAACCAACAGCGGGUCAUCCACGAUGAUAUUGAUGCCAUCAGUUGCGGUUGUGUUGAUUGCUUCGUAUCUUGUGUAAUACAUAGAAGAAUGUGUAUAUCGAGUAAAGGAAAUAUAUUCCUGCUUUAGGGAUUUUGAGUAGUUUGUAAUCAUCUUAUUGUGUGUAUGGACGUUGUUGACGAGAUAACUCUGCAUGUUUUUGUUCCUGUGAUUGUUUUUUAGU
Messenger RNA from Mya arenaria, 766 nucleotides. RefSeq lists its product as uncharacterized. The record is from RefSeq and is a predicted model, not a curated record. The transcript is spliced from 3 exons. NCBI's taxonomy places the organism in Eukaryota, Metazoa, Mollusca, Bivalvia, Myida, Myidae. The coding region runs from base 71 to 622 and encodes 183 amino acids.